AAGACAUCACAACCAACCUCCCUCUCGCGUUUAGCUAGCCAUUUACAGCAGGGCAAUUCCACCUGCCUUACAUCACUCGUCGUCCCAUCCCAACCAAACAACAAACAAUUGUCCCCAGACAAUAAAUCAUCCUCCACCAUGUCUCGGGCAGGAACCUGGAUGAAGAUGCUCGGCGUCGGCAUCGUCAUCUGUGUCGGCGGUCCGGCUUUCGUCCAAUACAUCCGUCCUACCGACGAAGAAUUGUUCAAGCGUUAUAACCCGGAUCUUCAGAAGCGGAGUUUGGAGGAAGGGGAUCGCCGGGCUCGGGAAUUCGAUGAAUAUGUUACCCGGUUGAAGCAAUGGUCUAAGUCUGAUAAGUCGAUCUGGUACGCGGCGCAGGAACAACAGGAACAGAAGCGCGUGGAGGCUGAGGUACAACGGAAUCAGGCUAGGGAUGAUGCGAAGGUACAACGUGAGGAGAUGAGGAAGGAAUUGCUGGGUGAGAAAUAGGCUUGUUGCGGAGGUAUAUCUCCACGGGAGUGAAUCUGCUGUGACUAGCUCAUUUCUCUAUGCUGGAGAUGUAGCUGGAUCGGACAUGAUGCUGGGAAGGAACGUUGACUCCUGCAUCGUGCU
This is a messenger RNA of Aspergillus neoniger CBS 115656, 612 nucleotides long. RefSeq lists its product as uncharacterized. The record is from RefSeq and is a predicted model, not a curated record. Gene Ontology annotation, cellular component: mitochondrial membrane. The transcript has 3 exons. Gene Ontology annotation, biological process: mitochondrial respiratory chain complex III assembly. Bases 139 to 489 code for a protein of 116 amino acids. Lineage: Eukaryota; Fungi; Ascomycota; Eurotiomycetes; Eurotiales; Aspergillaceae.